Messenger RNA from Cercospora beticola, 1950 nucleotides. Its product is annotated as Atg14 domain-containing protein. Gene Ontology annotation, biological process: SNARE complex assembly. Gene Ontology annotation, molecular function: SNARE binding. Lineage: Eukaryota; Fungi; Ascomycota; Dothideomycetes; Mycosphaerellales; Mycosphaerellaceae. The record is from RefSeq and is a predicted model, not a curated record. Gene Ontology annotation, cellular component: endosome; lytic vacuole.
ACCCGAUCUUUCUCAUCACCACACCACGCUUCCAGAAAUCAUGUCGAAAGCAUAGAUCGAUCCCUGAGCGAUAAAUCCCUCCUCCCAACGAUCAUCAACAUGAUCAGACAUCGCUUCCCGCUGUUCCUCGACCGAUUAGUAGCCGUCGCCGCAGCGAGCGCACGCUGAAAUGGAUUGUGACAUAUGCUCUCGCCCUUUUGGAGAACGCCGCAAGCCUCUGUGUGCUAGUUGUGCGCAAGUCUCUCUAUACGAUGGACGCCUCAAGCAGGCCGCCGCAUUGAUCGAUCAGGAAAAACAUCGUGCACAAGCAGAGGCAGUAGUGCGACCGGGCAAUGAUGGAGUGCUGGCAGCCUUGCCUGAAGAUGCCGACCUCGACGCUAUCACUACUGGUAUGAGAAAGCAUGGGCUGGAGCGCUCACAAGCACAAACGACGGCCGCUGAGCUGCGGAUCAACAGCAUCGUGGACAAGGCCGCCGAUCUGAAGCGCGACCUCGAGCAGUUCAAACAGCAUAUCGCAACACAGAAAGAGGAUGCUGCCAACCGACGUAAGGCGCUUGCGGUAGAGAAAGACGAAUUUGAAAGAGCAAAGCCUCGAGCUACGGAACCAGUGGUAUCGACUACCAAGAAGGCAUCUCAAAGGCUUGAGAAAGUGCGCAGUAGGAUUGUCGAUGCUCGACUCUUGCUGUGUCGCGAAGCUGCGUUGGCGAUGAGCUUUCAUCGACGCAAAGGUGGAGAUGGAAGGUCUGAAUACGUCCUGGGCAGUAUUGUUGUGCCAGACUUGCGAGAGCUCAACAUCAGAACACAGCCUGCAGCGAAGGCGCCCUUAGUCGGCGGGAGAACUAUUGCAGAACCACACGACCUGGUCUCGGAGAGCUUCGAGAACGUUGCACGUCUGCUGAACCUCUGCGCGAAUUAUCUGGGAGUGCGUUUGCCAGGAGAGAUCCUACUUCCUCACGAGAGGUUCCCUCGCGCUGCUGUCAUGCCAGAGAAGUCAAGCUAUAAGCAUAGCGACAUCGUCUUUCCUGGGCUGUCUUCCAGUCAGUCUUCAAGUCCUGCGGCAUCUCGCAUCAUCGAACACAAUUUGCCACGCCCUCGCCCUCUCUGGCUCGAGAAACCUCUCGCUCAACUGCUUAAGGAGGACCCCAAGGCUUACGGACUGUACAUUGAAGGCAUCACGAUGCUCGCUUACAACGUUGCAUGGCUGUGCAAGUCGCAAGGUGUCGAUGCCAUCAAUGGAUUCGAUGACAUCUGCGCUGUCGGCAAGAAUCUGUAUCAGCUACUGCUCACGCAACAUCGCAAGCACCAGCCACGGCCAGCUCUCGACCGACAGACGACUGGCACAUCGAGCAGAGUGACAGCGACAUCGGCCAAAGACGCACAACAACAGAGUGUCACUCAUCUUGGGGUCUUCUCGCACACUUCAGCUGCGCACAACCUCUUUGCAGCCGAAGCCUCCGAACUCAUGAAGAACUGGCGACUGGCGUCAUCUACCCGUCUUGCGGACAAGUUGCGCAGCCAUCUCUACAACGAGGUUUCUCGCGCCGAAUGGGAUGUGGUCGAGAUGGAAGAAUGGGACGAUGAGAGUGCUGGCGAUGCACCUGUACUAGUUGGUGGCUCUCGGCGCCCCUUUGAGUCUCGACAUCCUGCAAUGAGUGUCAUGACUGUUGCGGCGCAUGAUGGUGCUGAAGAGGACAGAAGCUCUUCUGCUGCGGAUGAGAGUCAGAAGAAGAAGCAAGCCAGCGGGUGGAUGAAGGUAAGAGGGAGAGGUGGAGAAGGGGCCUGAUGCGACACAGAUCCGCAAUGAGAUGGUAUGAUUGGAAUGAAACGGUAUGGUUACGAGUCCUACUAGAUACCCCUUGGCAAUACAGUAUAUGAAUGACGCUCACGAUUGGGUCGGACUUGACAGACCUCGCUGUGAGCCUGCUCUCCGUCCGAGGCAAUCAGAUCUCU